AUGGGGAAUGGAAAGUUUGGUGGCCAUUUCUACCCAGGGUUGUAUAUUUUCUUUUAUGGUCUAUAUCAGGCAACACUGGUCUCCAAGGCCAUGAUAGUCAGUGACUCUCCUGUAUAUGUUUCCUACCUUCCUAAGAAUAGAAAGAGAUGUUCCAAGCUGAAAAUAUCUUAUGGAGGCUGGCUGAAGAUAGUGACUGGCUCCCUCUUAACAUUUUAUGUGGUCUUCUGUCUUGAUGAUGGGAUGGUGUUGAUUAACAAAGAGAUGCCUCCAAGGUUUAUGUACCCCCAAGAGUGGCAGCACCUCACCAUGUUCAUCCUCCUCGCCCUUGAUGGUUGUGUAGACGUCAUGAGCAAGAAUGUGCUGAGGCAGAGGCUGGUGCUUCUAGAAAGAGGUGCCACCGUGCUGGGCAUCUACAUGCUCCUGCUGCUGCUGGUGUCUCACGUUCAGGUCUCCUCAAAGGUGGAGCUGCAGGUUCACUCUCUCCUCAUCUUGGUGGUGUUCCUGCUGAUGCUGGUGUUGACAGCACAGCUGUGGGCUCCUGAGAUGUUUCACCUUUGGAUGAUAGAGACCUUCUUGUUCCUGAUGAUGGGCUCAUGGCUGAUUCAGGCAGCCUUCAUUCUAUUUAGACCGGUCUCUGGCUUCCCGUGGAAAGAUGAUGACAUCAGUGACAUCAUGUUUGUCACCACCUUCUUCUGCUGGCAUGUGAUGAUCAACGCCUUAUGCUUGUUGGGAAUCUAUGGCAUCUCUUCCUUUUGGCACCGAUGUUACAGUCCCAGCUUGGGGCUGAUGGGGUCCAAGGAAGCUCUGUGUCACAAGAGCUCUUCAAGAACCUUCUACAAGCUGCUGCAGGAGGCAGAGCAUCAGGACAAAGAUGACCAGGCUCUUCUUACAAAGAGCUCUCCCUGUGACAAGGCCUAG
This is a messenger RNA of Arvicanthis niloticus (Nile rat), 918 nucleotides long. RefSeq names its product transmembrane epididymal protein 1A-like. The record is from RefSeq and is a predicted model, not a curated record. NCBI's taxonomy places the organism in Eukaryota, Metazoa, Chordata, Mammalia, Rodentia, Muridae.